CUACCUCUCGGCACGCAUACCUCUGCCCAUCUUACAAUUCUCAUUCCUAUCUCAUCGCCCUCCUACCUCACCGAUUUUGCCCCGCCACAACGGGUUUCGAGGUCCGAUUGUGGGCGAGUGGCAUCAGCCUUUAAGCCGCCAGCAACAUGGCGCGCGUCUAUGCAGAUGUCAACGAGCAUAUGCCAAGGUCCUAUUGGGACUAUGAUAGUGUGAACAUCUCUUGGGGCGUUCUGGAGAAUUAUGAGGUUGUGCGCAAGAUUGGUCGCGGAAAGUAUUCGGAGGUGUUUGAGGGCAUCAAUGUCGUGAACUACCAGAAAUGCGUCAUCAAGGUCCUCAAGCCUGUGAAGAAGAAGAAGAUCAAGCGUGAGAUCAAGAUUCUGCAGAAUCUGUCUGGAGGACCUAAUAUUGUGGCCUUGCUUGAUGUCGUUCGUGACAGCCAGAGUAAGACGCCUAGUCUGGUAUUCGAAUACGUGAACAAUACCGACUUCCGUACGCUCUAUCCUCGUUUCGUGGACUACGAUGUUCGUUACUACAUCUAUGAACUUCUGAAGGCACUCGACUUCUGUCACAGCAAGGGUAUCAUGCAUAGAGAUGUGAAGCCUCACAACGUUAUGAUCGACCAUGAACGGCGAAAGCUCCGACUUAUUGACUGGGGUUUGGCGGAGUUUUAUCACAAGGGGACUGAGUACAAUGUCCGCGUUGCAUCAAGAUAUUUCAAGGGACCUGAGCUUUUGGUCGACUACCAGGAGUACGAUUACUCUCUUGACAUGUGGUCGCUGGGCGCGAUGUUCGCUUCGAUGAUUUUCCGGAAAGAACCCUUCUUUCAUGGAAACAGCAACUCGGACCAGCUCGUAAAGAUAGCCAAAGUUCUUGGCACCGAAGAACUCUUUGAGUACCUUGACAAGUACGAUAUUGAGCUUGACCCGCAAUACGAUGAGAUCCUCUCGCGCUUCCCCAAGAAGCCAUGGCAUUCAUUUAUCAAUGCUGAAAACCAGCGAUUCGUCAGCAACGAAGCUAUCGACUUCCUUGACAAGCUUCUGAGAUAUGAUCAUGCGGAACGUCUUACCGCUAAGGAGGCCAUGGCCCAUCCUUAUUUUGCUCCUGUUCGCGCAGCUGCCGCUCAAGGCUCUUCGAACAGUACUCCUUCUCACUCCUAAUGACUAUGAACUAUCAUGAAGAUGCCGAAGUACCUCAUUUACAUCCUCCAUCAGCCCGAGGCCCUGGAGCUGGUAUGAGUGGUAGUCGCUCCUACUUCUCAAUGCCAAAACAAUCGCCGGCGUUCUCAGCUCCCGUUCAAUCCCGAUAUCAUGGUGAAGAGGUCCAAGACGGUUA
Paecilomyces variotii is the source of this 1332-nucleotide messenger RNA. Its product is annotated as putative casein kinase. Bases 147 to 1157 code for a protein of 336 amino acids. Gene Ontology annotation, biological process: regulation of transcription by RNA polymerase I; DNA damage response; protein phosphorylation. The record is from RefSeq and is a predicted model, not a curated record. Lineage: Eukaryota; Fungi; Ascomycota; Eurotiomycetes; Eurotiales; Thermoascaceae. Gene Ontology annotation, cellular component: protein kinase CK2 complex; nucleus; cytosol. Gene Ontology annotation, molecular function: protein serine/threonine kinase activity; ATP binding. The transcript is spliced from 4 exons.